This is a messenger RNA of Strongylus vulgaris, 339 nucleotides long. NCBI's taxonomy places the organism in Eukaryota, Metazoa, Nematoda, Chromadorea, Rhabditida, Strongylidae. The record is from the annotation of a GenBank genome assembly.
AUGAUGUCUUCUGCAGUACGACCCACGCACUCAACAUGCGAACUCAGCAGAGAUAUGAGAUCAACGUCUCAUCUUUGUGAUCCAGCGGAUACGUAUCUAACAAAACAUCGAUGCCCCAGUCAUAUAAUGAGAAGAACAAACAGUUAUAACCCUGAAAUGGUUUCCGAUCAGAUGGAACGGUUCGAUGCACGGAUUGACCAGCUGAAUUCCCAACCGGUAACGGUUAGUGAGUCUGGACCUCGCGAACGUCGCCGCAGCAUUUCAGUACCAACAUCGUGGGCGACACUAGCGAGAGCCAGAAACGGAUAUAAACGAUGCUGGAGCCUGCACAACGAGUAA